This is a messenger RNA of Manis javanica (Malayan pangolin), 3641 nucleotides long. RefSeq names its product heat shock protein family A (Hsp70) member 9 (gene HSPA9). Lineage: Eukaryota; Metazoa; Chordata; Mammalia; Pholidota; Manidae. Gene Ontology annotation, biological process: protein folding. The record is from RefSeq and is a predicted model, not a curated record. Gene Ontology annotation, molecular function: ATP-dependent protein folding chaperone; ATP binding.
CCCCACCCCACGUGGUUGGAGGUUUCCAGAAGGGCUACCAUCAAUCCGCUGCGCAUCUCCCGCUUGUAGAAACGCUUGUUUGCUGCCUUUUACUUCCACCAUCUAACCGCCAUGAUAAGCGCCAGCCGAGCCGUCGUAACCCGUCUUGUCGGUUCCGCAGCCUCCCGGGGCCCCACGACCGCUCGCCCCCAGGAUGGCUGGAAUGGCUUUAGUCAUGAGGCUUUUAGAAUUGUUUCACGGCGAGACUAUGCAUCAGAAGCAAUCAAGGGAGCAGUUGUUGGUAUUGAUUUGGGUACCACCAACUCCUGUGUGGCAGUUAUGGAAGGUAAACAAGCAAAGGUGCUGGAAAACGCUGAAGGUGCCAGAACUACCCCUUCCGUUGUGGCCUUCACAGCAGAUGGUGAGCGACUUGUUGGUAUGCCAGCCAAACGACAGGCUGUCACCAACCCGAACAACACAUUCUAUGCCACCAAGCGUCUCAUUGGCCGGCGAUAUGAUGACCCUGAAGUACAGAAGGACAUUAAAAAUGUUCCCUUUAAAAUUGUCCGUGCCUCUAAUGGUGAUGCCUGGGUUGAAGCUCAUGGAAAACUCUAUUCUCCAAGUCAGAUUGGAGCGUUUGUGUUGAUGAAAAUGAAAGAGACUGCAGAAAAUUAUUUGGGGCAUACAGCAAAAAAUGCUGUGAUCACAGUCCCAGCUUAUUUCAAUGACUCUCAGAGACAGGCCACUAAGGAUGCUGGCCAGAUAUCUGGACUAAAUGUGCUUCGGGUGAUUAAUGAACCCACAGCUGCUGCUCUGGCCUAUGGCCUAGACAAAUCAGAAGACAAGAUCAUUGCUGUAUAUGAUUUAGGUGGUGGAACUUUUGAUAUUUCUGUCCUGGAAAUUCAGAAAGGAGUAUUUGAGGUGAAGUCCACCAAUGGAGACACUUUCUUAGGUGGUGAAGACUUUGACCAGGCCUUGUUACAACACAUUGUGAAGGAGUUCAAAAGAGAGACAGGGGUUGAUCUGACCAAAGACAACAUGGCCCUGCAGAGGGUUCGGGAAGCUGCUGAGAAGGCCAAGUGUGAACUCUCCUCAUCUGUGCAGACUGACAUCAACUUGCCGUAUCUUACAAUGGAUGCUUCUGGACCCAAGCAUUUGAAUAUGAAGUUGACCCGUGCUCAGUUUGAGGGGAUUGUCACUGAUCUAAUCAGGAGGACUAUUGCCCCGUGCCAAAAAGCCAUGCAGGAUGCGGAAGUCAGCAAGAGUGACAUAGGAGAGGUGAUUCUCGUUGGUGGCAUGACUAGGAUGCCCAAGGUUCAGCAGACCGUGCAGGAUCUCUUUGGCCGUGCCCCAAGUAAAGCUGUCAAUCCCGAUGAGGCUGUGGCCAUCGGGGCUGCCAUUCAGGGAGGUGUGUUGGCUGGUGAUGUCACAGAUGUGCUGCUCCUGGAUGUCACUCCCCUGUCUCUGGGUAUUGAGACUCUGGGAGGUGUCUUUACCAAACUUAUUAACAGAAACACUACUAUUCCAACCAAGAAGAGCCAGGUGUUUUCUACAGCUGCUGAUGGUCAGACUCAAGUGGAGAUAAAAGUGUGUCAGGGUGAGAGAGAGAUGGCUGGAGACAACAAACUUCUUGGACAGUUCACCUUGAUUGGAAUUCCCCCAGCCCCUCGUGGAGUCCCUCAGAUUGAAGUUACAUUUGACAUUGAUGCCAAUGGGAUUGUACAUGUUUCUGCCAAAGAUAAGGGUACUGGACGUGAGCAGCAGAUUGUUAUCCAGUCGUCUGGUGGAUUGAGCAAAGAUGAUAUUGAAAAUAUGGUUAAAAAUGCAGAGAAGUAUGCUGAAGAAGACCGGCGAAAGAAGGAACGAGUUGAAGCAGUUAAUAUGGCUGAAGGAAUCAUUCAUGACACAGAAACCAAGAUGGAAGAAUUCAAGGACCAGUUGCCUGUUGAUGAGUGCAACAAGCUAAAAGAAGAGAUUUCCAAAAUGAGGGAGCUCCUGGCUCGAAAAGAUAGUGAAACAGGAGAGAACAUAAGGCAAGCAGCCUCUUCCCUUCAGCAAGCAUCACUGAAGCUCUUCGAAAUGGCCUACAAAAAGAUGGCAUCUGAGCGAGAAGGCUCUGGAAGUUCUGGCACUGGGGAACAAAAGGAAGAUCAAAAGGAAGAGAAACAGUAAUAGCAAUAAACUUUGGAGCUGAAAGGACAACAUACUAUGAUGCUUGGGAGUAAAGGGAUUUCCUGAGCAGAAAUGAGCAAACUUCAGACUUUUACUGUGUUUUUGCAGUAUUCUAUACAUAAUUACCUUAGUAUAUAAAAUAGUGACUGUUAGCUAAUGAUCAUUUACUGAGUAAUAAUUCCAACAGUACAAAGUUCACAGUGUUCUGUCCCUAGCCUGUCUUUAUUUUUCAGCUGCAUGUAAAAGGGGAGAAGAUGAUUUAUUGAUCGUUUGAAAGAUUUGACAUUGUUUUGUGCUGAAGUAGCCAUAUUUUCAAGGCGUGAAACCAUCUCACACAACAGUGAAGGUAGUCAGCCAUAAACCUGGAAUGAGACCAGACAAAGAGAUCGUCAUAAUUGGCUGAGUACUGCUGUAUCAGCCUGGUGUGUACGUGGGAUUCUUCUACUGAGGCCUGGCAAGUCAGGCCAGCUGUGCCACAUGGGGAGGUAGGGCAGAGGGAGCCAGAUCAGUGGAAAACUAAGCUAGCUGUGUUAGGUACCACUUUAAAAGGAAGAUAAUAAGGCUCCCUAACUUCUCCCAAAGGCAUACUUUCCUAGCUGCUUUCUGGCCUGUGUCUCGUACCUGUAUCCUUAAUGAUUGUUCUUUUUGAUCCACUAUGGAUUUUUUUAAAAAAUAAAUAUGAAAAGCAUUUUGAUCUCUUGUUUGUGAGGGAUGAGGCUCUGGGACUUAGUUUUAGAAAUAAAACAUGAAUUAUACUUCUCAGUUCCCUGAUCUAGAAUCACUCAAGUGAAAUGAGGAUUUUUUUAACACUGGCUAAAAGUGUAAAUUCAAGAUUUGGAAGGCUAAUAUAAUGAAAUAAGCUUGAUCGACAAGAAAAAGCCUGGUUCUGAGCUUUUUUUCUUACACCCCAUCUUCUACUUGGAAUAUUAAGACAGUCUAGAUUUCUAUCUAGCAUGAGAAUCAGGGGUACUAUAUUAAGGUUGGUUUCAGCUCUAAGAAGCAAAACUUCAACCAGAAUUGGCUUACAAAACAUGUCUAAUAAAUCUUAAGAUACAAUUUUUUUCAGUGGCUCAGUAAUACCAGGAACUGAUACUUUUCAUAUUCCUACUUUCAUCCUUAGCAAGAUGCCCUGUGAUGUAUGGUGACAUCUUUAAAACCUCUUUCUAGUAUUAAGUGUUGAGUUAUUUUCCAGAAGUCUCCCAAUAGACUUCCCUCAUGUUUGAUGGAUUACAAUCAGAUGCUACGCCUGAAGGAGUCUGUUAAUCAAGAACAUGGGCCUAGACCCCCAUCAGACAUAAUGGGGUCUCCUUUUAUAAUAUUUUGUGAAGAUACCUAUAAAUGAAAUUCUUAUGUACUUAAAUACAACGUCAAAUGGAAAAGAGAUUAUUUACAUAGUAAUUCUAUUCCUAGAAAACUAAAGUGUUCAUUAAUACCUGUGUAUACACUUGUUAAAAUUUAAUGUGAAAAUAAAUUCUAGGUUCAAGUCUUAA